Molecule: messenger RNA, 456 nt
Organism: Aaosphaeria arxii CBS 175.79
Lineage: Eukaryota; Fungi; Ascomycota; Dothideomycetes; Pleosporales
Exons: 1
Source: RefSeq, a predicted model, not a curated record
UGGCGAGCCGUCAUGAAAAAAUCAUACAACGCCAUUUCGAAAAAUGCACCCGGCCAAGUGAAAGCACUCGAGUUGCGCAAUGUGAUUCCACAGCAAGUAUCCUCCUGGCUGCAAUCAGAUUGGCACAAGUUUCUUGGAGGCGUCCAAUCAUUUGCGAUCACUCUGCGUGGCGGUGCAAACUCGAUCGGGCAACAAUUGGGAACGUGCCCCGAGUACCCAAAAUUGACGCGCGACUUGGAUAUCUACUUCUUUGACCAUCUUGCCAACGUCAUUAAUUUCAAAUUCGCGGCGACUUUGGACGGGCCGGUUGGUUGUGAAGGCACAGACAACCACACCAAAUUCCCAAUUCGGCCGGACCAUUUUCCACAGUUGCAAAGUCUCCAUUUGGCCUAUGUAUUCAUCGAUAAACAACUUCUUGAAGCUAUCAUCGGCCACAACGAGACUCUACAAAUGAUU